AUGCUUGCAAUUAUAAAGUAUUAUCCAGCAGUAAAUAAACAGCUCUGGGAUGAUUAUUCCUGUAAGCUUGUUGCUGCUAGCUUCUAUUACUUUUCCAUUAGCAACAUGUUUCUUGUGGGCUCUUUAUCCGUUCUUAGCUAUUUCAGAGUGUGCAGGACUGUAUAUUACGAAUUAGGGUGGUUGGAUUACAAAUUAUUUUUAUUACCGAUUGUUUUACCUGCUGUAAUAACUGCACCGGCUUGGCGGCAUUUUGGAUCUGACGGGUAUUGGUGUUAUACAAAUCGAACUUCAUCGUUCAUUCCUUUGUCUUUACUGUAUAUCGCUAUUGUUGUUCUGUCAACUUCUUUAAUCUGUUAUAUUGGUAUAACAUAUAAGAUUAAUGUGGCAAGAAGAACCACCGAUUCCGAAGUUGGUUAUUUAUUCAUUUAUAUUAUACAAUGGACACCAGUCAUGGUAUACGUCAUUGCCGAUAAUUAUCAACAUACACAAAUGUGGGGAUAUGUAAUAUGUUUCAUCUCUUUACCAUUGGGCGGAAUGCUUAACGCCUAUAGAUACAUCUGUAACGAGGGCUGGUGGACAAAAAAGGAAGUGACGGAGGUUAUCUCUGAUAAUUCUGCUAAUACCGUUCAAGUUCAAAUAGGUCUAACUACCAUUCCAAACGCCACAAAAAGUUCGAUCAAUCAAUAUGAAUCAAUACAAGAUAGCGUAUAA
This is a messenger RNA of Funneliformis mosseae, 711 nucleotides long. The record is from the annotation of a GenBank genome assembly. NCBI's taxonomy places the organism in Eukaryota, Fungi, Glomeromycota, Glomeromycetes, Glomerales, Glomeraceae.